CGGCUCUCGGAGAGGCCCGAGCACCUGCAGGCGGCGGCGCGCUGUCCUGGCCAUGUCGGAGCCUCUGCCCGCCUUCCUCGACCGGCUCUGGGGGCCCUGGCUGGGGACCCGGAGCCCGCCCGAGCGGGGGUUCGCCGCCGCCUCCCCCGCCAAGAGUUUUCUUGGAGGUUUUUUUGGCCCCAUUUGUGAGAUCGAUGUUGUCCUUAAUGAUGGGGAAACCAGGAAGAUGGCAGAAAUGAAAACUGAAGAUGGCAAAGUAGAAAAACACUAUCUCUUCUAUGAUGGAGAAUCUGUCUCAGGAAAGGUAAACCUAGCCUUUAAGCAACCGGGAAAGAGGCUAGAGCACCAAGGAAUUAGAAUUGAAUUUGUAGGUCAAAUUGAACUUUUCAAUGACAAGAGUAAUACGCACGAGUUUGUAAAUCUAGUGAAAGAACUAGCCUUACCUGGAGAACUGACUCAGAGCAGAAGUUAUGAUUUUGAAUUUAUGCAAGUCGAAAAGCCAUAUGAAUCCUACAUCGGUGCCAAUGUUCGCCUGAGGUAUUUUCUUAAGGUGACAAUAGUAAGAAGACUGACAGACUUGGUAAAAGAGUAUGAUCUUAUCGUUCACCAGCUUGCCACCUAUCCUGAUGUUAACAACUCUAUUAAGAUGGAAGUGGGUAUUGAAGAUUGUCUACAUAUAGAAUUUGAAUAUAAUAAAUCAAAGUAUCAUUUAAAGGAUGUCAUUGUUGGGAAAAUCUACUUCUUAUUAGUAAGAAUAAAAAUACAACAUAUGGAGUUACAACUAAUUAAAAAAGAGAUUACAGGAAUUGGACCCAGUACCACAACAGAAACCGAAACAGUCGCCAAAUACGAAAUCAUGGAUGGUGCACCAGUAAAAGGUGAAUCAAUUCCAAUAAGGCUAUUUUUAGCAGGGUAUGACCCAACUCCUACAAUGAGAGAUGUGAACAAGAAGUUUUCAGUAAGGUACUUCCUGAACCUUGUGCUUGUUGAUGAGGAAGACAGAAGGUACUUCAAGCAGCAGGAAAUUAUUUUAUGGAGAAAAGCACCUGAAAAACUGAGGAAACAGAGAACAAAUUUUCACCAGCGGUUUGAGUCUCCAGACUCACAGGCAUCUGCAGAGCAGCCAGAAAUGUGAACUGAAUGGGGAAAAGAAGGAAAAACUGUCAGCGCUGAGUUCAGCGGGAUCAAGAUGGUUGCAGCGUGUAGGGAGGAAAGGCCACAACUCCACAUAGAAUAGUCUUCCUUUAUCUUACAGUGCUGCAUUUAUUUUACAGUGUAACUAAAUAUUCUUCAUGUAUAUACAUUUUAAAAAGUGCUUUCUUUGAAACACUGGAAAUUUCUGAAGCUGCCUUGUUUUUAAACUGCACACUUUGAUUUAAUGAUAAGCACUCAGAUUUGCAUCAGUAUAAACAUUAAAGACUGUCCCGUGAGCAGGCUAGUAUUUGUAACUUGCUUUCUUUCUGCAGAAUAUUGAUUAGAAAUAUUUCUCUUCUACAUUUCCAUGCUAGUGAUUACCUCUUAUUCUCUACAUGCAAAAAAAUUGAAUAUUUUGUGUUGAAAUGAAGUUUUGAAACCCAGGUGACCCCUUCCAUCCUGCAGAGGCUUGGCCGUGGCAUCUCCGUGUCUCUGAGCCCUUUUGUUUGCCCAGAUGUGUUGAGGAAAGGCAUGCACCUGGAGCGUUCCCUGUAGCUGCUCUGGGCCUACGGCCACACUCCCCGAGUUGCAUCCACCCGCGAGUUCCCCAUGGCAUGAGGGUUACAUUUUCCCCCCUGCAUUACGGGGCACAUUGUGGUGCCAGGCUGAGGAAUCCUGACUGCUGCCUUCCCGCAGGGCAGCCGCCUUGGCCCUUCUUCAGUCUGCCAACACUCUGACAGAUGUGUCUCUUUUUAACUGUUUAAUUUAAGGACUCUUUACCACACAUAUGCAGAUACUUUUUUUCUGACUUCACAGAUUUCUUGUCUUCAGUUUUCAGAGGGGAAGGUUUGGGAUGGAGGGCUCAGGAGGACCUGUAAAACCUACUUACUCAGAUCUUGACAACUUUAUUAAACUGCAACUCUGGUAGUUCAGACUCAACAACUUCCCACGGUCUUAGUUUCUAACACUAAGUUCAAGUCAUUCGUUCAGUGUCUUUAAACAAAGGAGGUUGCAGCCAGUGGUUCACAUGCCUGGGUCUGGUCCCAAGUACACUAACUGUGUAGGAACCACACUGCAGCCUUCUCUGGGGAAGCUACUUUCACUUAUGACUUAUUGGUUUUUGUACCAAUAUUUUUUAAUACACUUCAGUGCAAGUUGUCAGUUAACCUUACUUUAUGAGUAAGAUAAGUAACCCAAAUUACAAUCCUUAAACCUGUUUAACUACUAUGGCACUUUGAUAAAUUGGUCAGUAACCAAUGUUUCUCCUGGCACAGGCUCCAGGUGCCACAUGCUGGAGGGUCUACAUGUGGCAUCCGUGGAUGGUAAUGUUUUCCUUCCUGUAAGUGCCUGUUCAGAGUUUCAGACUUUAAAAAUGCCAAAUAUUUUCAUGGUCAUUUGCAUGUAGUAAUCUAGAAAAUGUUCAAAGAAAUUUUGACAACCAAUUGUAUUUAUCCAACCUCAAAUUGUGCAACCAUGAUGUAUAAUAAAAGAAUUGAAACAUAAA
Messenger RNA from Ochotona curzoniae (black-lipped pika), 2638 nucleotides. It is a transcript of the gene VPS26A, whose product is annotated as VPS26, retromer complex component A. The record is from RefSeq and is a predicted model, not a curated record. Lineage: Eukaryota; Metazoa; Chordata; Mammalia; Lagomorpha; Ochotonidae. The coding region runs from base 53 to 1135 and encodes 360 amino acids. The transcript is spliced from 9 exons. Gene Ontology annotation, cellular component: retromer complex; endosome. Gene Ontology annotation, biological process: retrograde transport, endosome to Golgi; intracellular protein transport.